This is a messenger RNA of Hydractinia symbiolongicarpus, 2553 nucleotides long. RefSeq names its product snRNA-activating protein complex subunit 1-like. Gene Ontology annotation, molecular function: sequence-specific DNA binding. Lineage: Eukaryota; Metazoa; Cnidaria; Hydrozoa; Anthoathecata; Hydractiniidae. Gene Ontology annotation, cellular component: snRNA-activating protein complex. The coding region runs from base 77 to 1150 and encodes 357 amino acids. Gene Ontology annotation, biological process: snRNA transcription by RNA polymerase III; snRNA transcription by RNA polymerase II. The record is from RefSeq and is a predicted model, not a curated record. The transcript has a single exon.
AUAUAUAUAUAUAUAUAGCUACAUAUUUCGUUUAGAUGUUAUAUUAAGAUUAAAUCACAUUAACAUUUUUGACAUAAUGGCAUUUCAGCUGAGUACAGAGUAUGAAGCAUUAAAGCAUGAUGUAAAGAUAUUAUUUUCACAGUUUUAUGACAAACAAAGUGUGAGAUUUGAAGAUUUUGCUGCUGAAUGGAAAGCUUUAAAUUUUACGUCUAUAUUUGCUGCUAAUUAUAGAAAUACAUCGUCAGCUAAAAUGAGAAUUGUUGAACGUGCGUUUAGAGUUGCCAGUGAAUUUCUGUCAGAAGAAUCAACUUUUUUAUACAGAGUUGCAACAGUUUACAUGUUUUACACUGUUUAUUUAAAACAACUUUGUGUUCCUAAAGUGAAAAUUAGAAUGACACCCACAAUGUGGAAAGAUUUAAUGGAUUUCUUAGGUAUUGUAGUGGAACACCAACAUUUAGAUGUAGCAUAUAUUAUUCAGUACCUAAGAGAUCAUCAUGCUUUUAUAUAUACAGCUUUACCUAAGCAAAUUAUGUUUGGACGUAACGAGUUUAUGCUUGGAGUUGAAGGAAUGAACACGCUGCGUCACACCUAUGAAGCAGACAAAUAUAUAAACAAUUUUGUUAAAAACAGCGAUACCAUAGACACACUAAAAAAUUUGCAACUUGAGUAUAAUGAAGUUAGGCAAAAGGUCCUUGAUGAGUCAGAGAAAGAAGAACAAAAAUGCUUAUCGAAAAUGAUAUUUUAUUCUAAUUUAGAGUUUCCAGAUGCAUUUGAAGAUAUAAUGAAUACUCAUAAAAAUUUAUACAUGGAAGGAUUAUCAUUUAAACCAGAUAUGUCAGAUACCACACAGCGACCAGUGCUUUCCCAAUUGCAAAAACUUAAGGAUAAAAAGGACACCAUGAAUAAAGGUAAAGAUGUUUCAAGAGCUACCACGAUAUCUAAAAUAAAACAAAAAUCAUGGGAAACAAGUGUUUCACACUCUUCUAGAAAAAGAAUGUGUGUGUCGGAAGAACAAAAUGAAAUUUCUGAUGACAUAGAUGGAAAUGUAUUUUAUAAAAAAAGUGCCAUGCUGCAACCAUUCAAACAUAAAGCUGGCAAACGUUCCUUAGCAACCAGAGGGGUACGUUACAAAGUGAGCCCUGAUAUCUAGCUACUAAUGACAAAAACAAUGCAAUUUUAGUUUAAUAAUUUUAAAACUAUUUAUUGUAGUUUUUGCAUGUUAUAUGAGGGUUCUGUCUCGCUGGAAACGCCAAAAAAAACAUGGGGGCUGUCGGACAACUUUUGGCGUUUUAAAAAAACUUUUAUUACCAUGUACAUAUUUAUUAGCGGUGCAGUGGUAGAGGAAGAGUUCUGAAAAGAACUGUUUUUUUAUAUCAUUUAUUCCAUAAAUAGCUGUUAUAAAAUCCCACAAGUAAUAAACUGAGUGUACAAUGACAAAAUAGCACCUUUCUUCCGCUCAACAAAAUUUAAAUGACAACAAUGAGCCCGCACAUUGCAUUUUGGAUGGUUUCGGACAGGCCCAGGCUUUUCCGGGCAGUUACAGACGAAAACCUUGAAAGGACCGCCCUCACAUAUAUGGUGCUUUCAGCGAGUCAGCAUCCUCUUCGUGUUAUAAAUGCUGUAUAAAGUUUUUUUAGCAUUAUUAUUGUUAUUAUUAAAGUCCCGAUAUAAAGUUUUCAAUUGAUAUGUGAUAAUGUGCGUGACAUGUUCUAUCUUUUUGUUAUUAUUAUUGUUCAAAUCAUCUUCAUUUAGGCUAACUUAGUAUUGUUAGCAUAUUGUAAAAUAUUGCAAAAUAAAAAUUCAUAGGGAAAUUAUACUACCAAAUCAUAAUUUUUACUAUUAUUAUUAUUAUUAUUAUUAUUAUUAUUAUUAUUAUUAUUAUUAUUAUUAUUAUUAUUAUUAUUAUUAUUAUUAUUAUUAUUAUUAUUAUUAUUAUUAUUAUUAUUAUUAUUAUUAUUAUUAUUAUUAUUAUUAUUAUUAUUAUUAUUAUUAUUAUUAUUAUUAUUAUUAUUAAUUAUUAUUAUUAUUAUUAUUAUUAUUAUUAUUAUUGUUAUUAUUAUUAUUAUUACUAGUCGAUAAAGGCCAUGGAAAAUCCACUGAGGCGUCAGCAACCUAUCCACAAUAAAAAUUUUGAACUUGUUUUCAUGUUGCCUCUAUUGUGUAGAGCUUAAAGCGCUGAUCAAGAAAAUUUAUAUGAUCAAUGACUGAUGAAUGGUCAAACCACAAUUUUUUUCGUUUGUUUUUACACCUGUUGCCUUUAUCGUAUAGAUCUUCAAACGCUGGUCAAAAAAUGUAUAGAAUUAUGUACCUUAAGUGUAUUAAUUUUUGCGAGGAUUAAUUUUCCGUGACCUUUUUGGCCAAAUUCGGAUUAAAAUAUUUUUAGUAGAUAUAUAAAUAUACCAUAUGAUUCAAGUUUGUUAUAUUUCUCUUUUAUGUGGUGUCAACUAUUAAUUUCUUAUAUUUUGAGUAUAACUGUAGAAGUAAUGCGUUAUGCAAUAUAGACUAAAUAAUUGAUCUCGCAUGACUUAACGAAAAAUGUUGGAUUUUAUUUAA